AUGACGAGUCGGAAGCUGAUAACGGGCCAGGACGAGCUCUCCAGUCUGGCUAUCGGGGCGAAGGUCGCGGAGGCGCCGGGCGGGAUCACCUCUUCCGACGCCGCUACCAAGGGGCUGAAUAUCAAGCGCGCCAUGAUCGUCGGCCAGGCUGCGCCUGGCGUGCCGCUCUGGCGAUGUGAUGAGCCGACGUCCAGGCAUCGGGGUGUUCCCUUUGUUGUGUUCCCCGGUAAUGUGGGCGGGGAGUCGACGCUGUGUGAGCUGGUGGAAGCAUGGAGCUAG
Messenger RNA from Aspergillus fischeri NRRL 181, 279 nucleotides. RefSeq lists its product as uncharacterized. The record is from RefSeq and is a predicted model, not a curated record. Lineage: Eukaryota; Fungi; Ascomycota; Eurotiomycetes; Eurotiales; Aspergillaceae. The transcript is spliced from 2 exons. Bases 1 to 279 code for a protein of 92 amino acids.